This is a messenger RNA of Girardinichthys multiradiatus, 2029 nucleotides long. RefSeq names its product guanosine monophosphate reductase 2 (gene gmpr2). Gene Ontology annotation, cellular component: GMP reductase complex. Bases 206 to 1249 code for a protein of 347 amino acids. The transcript is spliced from 10 exons. Gene Ontology annotation, molecular function: GMP reductase activity. The record is from RefSeq and is a predicted model, not a curated record. Gene Ontology annotation, biological process: nucleotide metabolic process. NCBI's taxonomy places the organism in Eukaryota, Metazoa, Chordata, Actinopteri, Cyprinodontiformes, Goodeidae.
UUACCCGGCUGUAGCCUUCUUGAUGACCGUUCUAAGAACUACAGCGCGGCAGUACAGCCGGGGUCCGUCGCUGUAAAACCUUCCGCGCUUACAAGUGGCGAGAGGAAGUAAAGGGAAGCGGUGCGGCGCAUUUUAUAACCAUAAUAGUUUUCUAACGACUUUACCGAAAGGACCAAUUUUUUUUAUUUCACAUCCUGUUUCCACAAUGCCUCGCAUCGAGAAUGACAUCAAGCUGGACUUCAAGGAUGUGCUCCUCCGGCCCAAACGGAGCACGCUCAAGUCCAGGAGUGAGGUGGACCUGAUAAGGCGCUUCACUUUCAGGAACUCCAAGGGCAGCUAUAGAGGGAUUCCCAUCAUCGCUGCCAACAUGGACACCGUGGGGACCUUCGAGAUGGCCCUGGCUCUUCACCAGUUCACCCUUUUCACUGCAAUCCACAAACAUUACUCUGUUGAUGACUGGUCAGAGUUUGCUUCAAAGCACCCUGAGUGCCUGGAGAGCGUUGCCGUCAGCACGGGGACCGGAGACGGCGACUUUGAGAAGAUCUCGGCCAUCGUGGAGGCGGUGCCGCAGCUGAAGUAUAUUUGUGUAGACGUGGCAAAUGGCUACUCUGAACACUUUGUUCACUUCGUCAAAGACGUCCGGCAGAAGUUUCCUUCGCACACCAUAAUAGCAGGAAAUGUGGUAACUGGAGAAAUGGUAGAAGAACUGAUUCUUGCUGGAGCGGACAUCAUCAAAGUAGGCAUCGGACCAGGCUCUGUGUGUACCACCCGUAAGAAGACCGGGGUCGGCUACCCGCAGCUCAGCGCUGUGAUCGAAUGUGCAGAUGCAGCCCACGGCCUGGGCGGCCACAUUAUAUCCGAUGGGGGAUGUACCUGCCCAGGAGAUGUCUCAAAGGCUUUUGGCGCCGGAGCAGACUUUGUGAUGCUGGGGGGGAUGCUGGCGGGCCACUCCGAGAGCGGCGGGGAGACCAUCGAAAAAAACGGCAAGAAAUACAAACUGUUUUAUGGGAUGAGCUCCGACACGGCAAUGAAGAAGCACGCAGGAGGCGUAGCUGAUUACAGAGCGUCAGAGGGGAAGACGGUGGAAGUCUCCUACAAAGGUCCGGUGGAUGAAACGAUACGAGACGUCCUGGGAGGGGUUCGCUCCACCUGCACCUACGUUGGAGCAGGCAAGUUGAAGGAGCUGAGCCGCAGGACGACCUUCAUCCGAGUCACCCAGCAGCUCAACACUGUCUUCGGCAACUGCUGAACGUCUACGUCUUUGAUUCUGAUGUACUGCCUGACAUCCAGAUUCCUUUUGUGUUCAUCUAGAAACACAACUGAGCUGAUAAGAGAGUACAUGUAAAAUACUGCCCUUUUUAUCCCGGUUUUUAUUCAGAUUCCACAUAUAUCUCCCGUCUUUAGACUGAGAACGUCAUUUAAAAACUAGAGCUUUGAUUCCUCAGCUUAUCAUUCCAAAGCAAAGACAUUUGUAGUUUAUUUUAUUUAUGCAACUUCUGGUCAGUUAAUGAACAGUAAGCCUGACAUUGUUCUGUUCACUGUACCGAAAUUCUGCUGCAAGCCUUUGUCUCCAACUUUUAAAGAAAAUGUCUUAAAUUAUUUAAAAGUUUUAUAAUAUAUGCAAAUUUACUAGGAAAUUAGAAAAUAGCCUAUUUUUUAGAAGAUCUGUCAUUCCAAAACCCAUGUUUUGCACUUUAAAAUUGCAAUUGUAUGCUGAUUGUAGUGUUAUUGGAUCAUUAAUAGUAUAUAUUAAUUAAGUGUUAAAUUAAGAGCAGGGGUAUCAGUCAACAUAAAUAUAUUUCCAGUUCAGCUCCUGAUUGGUACCAGCAUUCUUGCUUUCUUUUCUUAAAGCACUUAUUCUAGGAAAUGUGUGAUUUAUUAUAGGCUUUAUGGCAACAGAUCAUUCUGUUCUCGUCUUUUUCUGUGUUACACAUAAGUACAGUGUUUUGAAUUCAUUGCCAAGAUCUUAAAUAAAACUGCUUGGUAUUACGUUCACAGAGAGUCAAUAAAACAUUCAUGUCUCAGCGUU